Messenger RNA from Haplochromis burtoni (Burton's mouthbrooder), 3652 nucleotides. Its product is annotated as sialin. Lineage: Eukaryota; Metazoa; Chordata; Actinopteri; Cichliformes; Cichlidae. Gene Ontology annotation, molecular function: transmembrane transporter activity. Gene Ontology annotation, biological process: transmembrane transport; monoatomic anion transport. The record is from RefSeq and is a predicted model, not a curated record.
AGCCUUCACGGAAGCGCGCUACCAGCGCAACGUCCGAUUUAUAAAACAUAUGAGCUGCAGUCAUUGGAUAGUCUAAAACUAGGCGUGGUUUAUCCAUCGAUCGGCCCCUUCCCGGGGCUCACAUGACUUGGGUGUAAAAACAUCAGCACGGAAAGGAGUUUCUAUUGUUUCGCCGGCUUCAACAUGACAAGUGUCAAGUGUUAAGCCUCCUGUGCUUCUACCUCCAAUAAACCCUAUGGAAUAAGAGUUUAUAAUAACAAGACGUCCCGGGCACCAUGGUUCACUGACAUCGACACAGACUGAAUAUUUUCCUGGAUCCAGCCGCCUGCCAUGCCGCCACCCGAUGGCUGCUCCAUCAACUCAGCCGCUUCCGAUGAGAGUGAGGACACCGAACCUCUCAUCGAGAGUGAUGAAAGGUGUGACGUACCCGGCGAUGAUGGCGAUAUGGGCUAGGUGGGCUCCUCCUCUGGAGCGCUCUCGCCUGAUUGCCAUGUCGGCAUCUGGGGGCAGCUUUGGCGCCUUUGUGGCCCUGCCGCUCACUGGCUACAUCUGCCAGAUGCUGGGCUGGCCCACUGUCUUCUACAUCUGUGGCGGUGCUGGUUGCCUCUGGGCAGUCUUUUGGUUUAUCUUUGUGUCAGAUGACCCUCGCAACCAUCGCCGAAUCAGCAAAGAGGAGCAAGAUUACAUCAUUAAAACCGUGGGACCACAGGGUACAGGUCAUGGCUGGUCCUUGCCUUUGCUGCACAUGGCGCUGUCUGUCCAACUGUGGGCCAUCAUCGUCACCCAGAUGUGCUCGAACUGGGCCUACUACACCCUGCUCACAUCCCUGCCCACCUACAUGGAUGUCAUCCUGCACUUCGACCUGCAGUCGAACGGCUUCCUGUCCUCUCUGCCGUACCUGGGCAGCUGGUUGAUGGCGUGGCUGUCUGGAGUCAUGGCGGACGCCCUCAUCGAGCGGCGAGUGUUCAGCGUCACUGUCGUUCGCAAAAUCUUCACGUUUGUAGGUCUGUUUCUGCCCUCGGUUUUCCUCGUGGCUGUGGUUUACGCCGGCUGCGACCACAUCCUCAUCGUCACCUUCCUCACACUGUCAAUGACAACGGGAGGGUUCAGCGCCGCCGGAGUCUUCAUCAACCAGAUAGACAUCGCUCCUCGGUAUGCAGGAUUCCUGCUGGGAAUCACCAACACCUUCGGGACUAUCCCGGGGGUCGUGGCGCCGAUCGUAACGGGAUACUUUACUGAAGAUCGCACUCUGGCCGGCUGGGCAAAAGUCUUCUGGGUUGCCGCUGGGAUCAACGCGGGCGGUGCCGUCAUUUACACGUUACUUGGCAGCGGCAAGCUCCAACCAUGGGCCCUCACUGAGGAGGAGCGAGCUGAAGCUGAGAGGAAGAGGAACAGGUCCAUCUCACAUUAAAGCAGAAAUAUGCAUCAGCAGCAGAGCCUUUACUCAGGCUUUAAAGACACAUAUACGAUCAGCUAGUUUUACACAGUUUUCUGAUUUUAGAGGAACGUGUCUGGAGGUUUAAUCUGUAAAUUCAGGUAUAAAUUAAGGGACUUCAUGCAGUAUUCACACUUCAUGAACCAAUAAUGACUUCAGAGGUACAAUAUGCUCUUCUUGUUUACGAGGUGAGCUGAUAGACUUAUUUUUACGGUAAUUCCAGCAACUAUAUUACAGCUUAUGGAGCAUUUAAAAUUUCCUGUUAGACACAUUUUUAACCCUUUAAAUUCGCUGGGAGGUGAAAUUUCAAGGGUUAGAAUGUUAUCACUACUUUUAAGAAAAGAUUAGUUUUGGUGCAGAUGACAUAUUCGAACACGUGCUGCCUUUUAAUAAUCAGGAAACACGUUUACUCUUGUUGAUAAAGUUUUAAUCGUUUGUAUGCGAGUUUUGUUUAAAAUUUUCCGGGUGAUUUUGUUUCUUUGCACCUGUUUGAUACUUCAGGUGAGACCAAAACAUAUCACUUUUUUUUAAAGUUAUUUUGGUUUUUCUUUUAAUUUUACCUUGAACAAGGUACAGUUUGGAACAAAAUGCAUAUUUUGCACAACAGGAGGGUCACUCCACAUAAAAUAUACAUAUCUGGGGGGAAAAAACCACCAUCAGGUGAUUUUUCUUUAAAGUAAAAUAACUUUUAUAAAUUUAAUGAAGCUUUGAAUCUUCAUGCUGUGAAUAUUUUCUGGGUUACAGGCCAUCAGAGUACACAGGGAUGUGUUAAAAUUUUGGGCUACUUUUUAAGUCACUUAAUUUUUUUCCAGCAUUUUUUAGCCUUUUUAACCUACAUACAGGAUAUAUCCACAUUUUUCAGGAUCAGUGUCAUGGGUUAUAUCAUAGCUCAAUAGGAAACAACAAUUUAAUAUCUUUGAUGUAGAGGAACAAGAAUGAUCACUGGAUGUUUGACCUGUUUUCUUAUAAUUCAAUGGAGAUAUCUGCAUUUUGGGUAUACUUUCAAGCACCAUAUGACCAUGUUUUACGGGAGGCUGAUCUAAACAAAGUAUAUUUCAUGAAAGUUCUUAUUUUUUCCCACAUUUUGAUACCAGCAUCAUCUUCUAGCUCAGAUUUCUUCUGUGUUAAAAGAGAGAAACAACGUCUUGCUCUUUGUAGUUGUUUUGACAUGCGCAAGUUUGGGUCCUGAAGAAUGUUUUUAAAGGUAAAACUGAAAGCUUUGCCUCCAGCUCAGCUCUUUCUUCACCACAACAGUCAUGUUCAAAGUCCAUCUCACCAAUCUGUCAGCCCACCUAACCCUCCACCGUCCCAUCACUCAUGGAUAAAAUCCUACCUCGCCUGGGGACUCCUCUCUCCUCCCACUCAGAGUUAAAGAUCCUCCGUUUUCAAGCAGGGAACCACAGCCUCAAACUCUCAUCCUGGUUAUUUCACCUUUCCUGUUCAGUUUCUGUCAGUUUCCUUUGGGAUGAGACGGCUUCAGACAGGAACAUCGAGCUGCUGUGAAGCUGCCUUCAGUGCGGCUUCCUCGCCAUCUCAAAAUUAUCCAAAUCUUAACCCACCCUGUGUACAUUGGGAGCCUGUAACUCAAAAAAUACUCACAGUAUUAUAAUAAAAUUUUGCAUGGUUUCAUUAAAGAUAUGAAAGUUAUUGGACAUAAAAAUCAGCUGAUUUUGAGGGGCUCAGGUGGGAGACACUGACUGAUUUUUCAUGAAGUGAUCCUCUUAUUAGUUUGUCGCACAGCUUCGUCUUUGACUGCUUUGUUUGCAGUUUUCUGACCACUUCUACAGACUGUUUAUUAGGACCAACAGAAGCACUUUUCAAUGACAUGAAUACUCAGGAUGUUUUAUUCUGAUAAGAGUGCCAAAGACACGUGAAACCUUACAUUUUAGAUUGGAGUUUCUUCACUUGUUUUUAAGACUUAAAGCACCUUCAGGUGCUAGCAUUUGCAGUGUUUGUAAUCAUAUGGGUUUGCUUCAACAGUAAGAAGCUUCCUUUUAUAAACUACAGUGAUUAUUUUUUCUAUAUGAUCUAGGAAAUACCAUCAUGCAGUUUUUCAAAGAGCACUGUGAUUGUAAAGAUGUGAUGAUUUAUUCACCUCCUCUGUGCUUUAAAAAUGUGUGAUGUCAUGAAAAUGUGUGCUUUUAUUUUGAAAAUAAUUGUGUUUUUACUUGGAUUACCUGAAAAUUAAAGUGAGUGGCAUGUAACCCUCGUAAUGUC